GGUAGCCAUGGCAACAGGCGUGACCCAACCCAUUGUAUGCAGAAGAUGGAUCAAAUUGAGGAACCACUUGAUACACUUUACGAGCCUCGCGGUGUUCUAAUGAUUGUCUUAAUUGUGUCUGCGAGCAAAAGAGACGCCUCACGCGACUAGUCUGACGUCCGACGAGUCACUCGCGACUUGUCUCCCGUGUGAAUGUUUCCCGCCACCCCCACCUCCUUUUUUUUUUUUUUUUUUUAAGAGCUCACAUGCGAAAAGAUGGAGGAAUUUAACUAUAGUCUCGCUAAUUUGCCCGAAGACGUGCUGGACAGACUGGGCAAGAUGUUGGACAACUCCACCUGCGGAUGGAGGCAGCUGGCCCAAGCUGUUUCUGAAGCUCCGAAAUUCCGCUGCAGUGAAAGGGACGUGACCAGCUGCUCGCUCCAGGUGCUGAGUGCGACGGGAAGCCCGGGACGCAGCUUCCUGGAUCUGCUGGUCGAGCGAUCUUGUUCUCUGCUCUUUCUGCUGCAGUGUUUGCGGAAGAUUGAUCACCGGGAAGCUGUGCAGCUCCUCACCGCCAUGGCAACAGAGAUCCGCGUCACAGUACAGCCUACCUCCCUGCGGGCAACACUGGGCAGCCGGGUGGUGUUGACCUGUAAGGCCGCUGGGCCUCCUGGACUAAGCUACCAGUGGUUCAAAGGCAAAGAGGAGAUUUUGGAAGCCACUGGACACACACCUGAGCUCGUUGUGUGUCCUUUGGGCCCCGAGCACCAGGGCAGCUACAUCUGUCGGGUUAACCAUGGAGACACAUGCGCCUUCUCCCAGUGGGCUCAGGUGCGCCUGGUUCAACCUUCACCAUGCACAAGUCCAGGUUGUAGCAGCAGUAUGUUUUCAGGGUCAUCAAGUGGGGUGCGAAUCAUCUACCAGCCCAAUUCCCAAGUGGCAUCUGAGGGCGACGCGGUACUCCUGGAGUGCGCUGCCGUGGCCAACCCUCCUCCCCAGUACCAGUGGUACCACAACUUGGUUCCAAUGCCACAAAGCAAGGCUCGCCAACUCAAAAUCUCAUGUGUGACCACAGCCCAUAGAGGGCAAUACAGAUGCAAGGUGUUCAACUUGUAUCACGAGGUGUGGAGCGACCCUGCUACUGUCAGCAUUGGCCCAACUUCCAUCUCUGAUCCCUCCUGGGGAGCAGUUGACUGCGCCCAAGGAUCCCAGGAAGUGGACAGGCCCAUCAUUAGUACAGGCGUAUUGCCACAGAUGACCAAUCCGCCACCAUUAUCAAAGCAGUUCUAUGCCACAGACAAAGUGGCUCUCCUGAUCGGCAACUUGAACUACCGCUACCACGCUCAUCUGUCUGCUCCCAUGGCCGACGUCCACGAGUUGAGCAACCUCCUCAGGCAAAUGGACUUCAAGGUGGUCUCUCUGCUGGACCUCAACUGGCAGGAGAUGCACAGCGCCGUCACCGAGUUCCUGCUGCUCCUCGGCAAAGGAGUUUACGGCCUGCUGUACUUUGCCGGUCAUGGAUACGAGAACUACGGCAACAGUUUCAUGGUGCCCAUCGAUGCGCCAGCCUUUUACACGUCAAAGCACUGCUUGUGUGUGCAGAAUAUUCUAACCAGGAUGCAGGAGAAAGAGACCGGACUCAACGUGUUCCUGCUGGACAUGUGCCGGAAAAGAAACCCAAACGACGAAGUUGCCGUCCAAUCCAGACUGUUGAAAGUGACGGCGAAUAUAGUGUUUGGAUACGCCACAUGUGUCGACGCCGAGGCUUACGAAGUGCGGAUGGAAGACCUGUCCAACGGCAUCUUCAUAAACUUCCUCAAGCGGCGGGUUUGCGAGGAUGAGAAGGUCACGGUCAUGCUGGAUAGGGUAGCAGAAGACAUGGGUCGCUUUGAAGUCACCCGUGGGAGGCAGGCCCUGGAGCUCCGAAGUAAUCUGUCCGAGCGGCGUUCCCUCACUGACCUUAUUCAAACAUCGGACUGUUCUGUGGCAUGUUCGACUCGGAACCUACAGUGGGCUGUGGCUCAUGUUCUGCCGAAGAGCCGUUUCAUCCAGUUUGACUGCGGUGUGAAGGUCCAACUUGGAUUUGCUGCUGAAUUCUCCAACAUCAUGGUCAUCUACACACGUGUACUGGACAAGCCCAAAGAAAUUGUGACAUGCUCUGCUCAGCUCACUGACUUUCCUGAGGAUGUGGAUAUUGACCUGAAGAAGAGCAAUCAGGAAACUCUGCUGGAAGCUGGCAGUUUAUCAUUAAUCAAAGAUCAACUUCCUUCACCUGAACUCCCCAGUCUCUACACUCGCAUUUGCAGCCUGCAGAGACUCAAAAAGGAGCUCACAUUCUCCAUCUGUCUCCGUUACACUUAUGUCAACUUGGAGGACGAAGUGGAGGAAAGGCGAAACGUUACAGUCGGCAAACCGCUGGUGUCCAAACUGAACCUCCAUCAACCGCGGCCACGCUCACCUUCGUCGUCCCUCAGCCUGGACUCGUGCACUAUCUCGGAGGUGUCCUCUUUCUCCGAGGACUUCGCCCCACUGGCGUCCAACGCGUGGUCGCUAUUUGCACCUGCUAAUGCUGACAAAAGCCAGGGCAAAAUGAAUUAUCAUUCCUACUAAGACAAUCCAAACAUACACUUUUAUAAAUUAUGGAGAAAAAAAUGACAUUUCAGAAAAAAAAACGACUUACUGUGGCAAGUUUUUUUACUUUAUCAAUGCAUUACAAUACUGUGCAAACAUCUCGGGCUACCACUAGCUUUAUUGUUUAUAAUGAACCAUUUUCACAGCAUUUGUUUUGGCACCAUAACGCAGUAACUAACAAAUCAGAAGAUUACACACUAAAUGCACAAAAAAAUGUAAAUCCCUAUGAGAUUAGAUAUCCCAAAUCCAUGUUUUUCAAGCAUUUCCCCUCCAAGAAAAUCUCCAUAAGGUAAUUAGUUUUAUUAGUGGUCAAAUUAUAAAUAUUAAGUUUUUCUGAACGACAUCACAUAGCACAAUGCACUACACUUGUGAGGGGUUAACCAUCCCCUGUAAAGUGUCUCAGGCACAAAAAAAAGAUAAUAAUAACCCCUGAACUUGUAUAUUACAGUUUUUUUACGAUAAUAAACGCAUUUCUGCAUAAA
Syngnathoides biaculeatus (alligator pipefish) is the source of this 3092-nucleotide messenger RNA. RefSeq names its product MALT paracaspase 2 (gene malt2). Gene Ontology annotation, biological process: proteolysis. The record is from RefSeq and is a predicted model, not a curated record. Lineage: Eukaryota; Metazoa; Chordata; Actinopteri; Syngnathiformes; Syngnathidae. Gene Ontology annotation, molecular function: cysteine-type endopeptidase activity. The transcript has 18 exons. Bases 256 to 2589 code for a protein of 777 amino acids.